Molecule: messenger RNA, 1210 nt
Organism: Lasiosphaeria miniovina
Lineage: Eukaryota; Fungi; Ascomycota; Sordariomycetes; Sordariales; Lasiosphaeriaceae
Product: kinase-like domain-containing protein
Exons: 3
Coding region: 221-1210 (329 amino acids)
Biological process (GO): peptidyl-serine phosphorylation; peptidyl-threonine phosphorylation
Molecular function (GO): protein serine/threonine kinase activity; ATP binding
Source: RefSeq, a predicted model, not a curated record
CCUCUGCUCGUAUUUCAUACAGACAGCACAAAUUCAGCUCCAGAUCUCUGGCCUUUUCCUGCACAUUACAACACGCUCGCAUUAUUCUUGAUUCCUCCAGCCUCGUGAAAUCUCUCUCAACUUUGGAUUUCAUCUUGAGUAUCAACAUUCAUCUCUUCCUAGCAUCCUGCUUGUCAAAUUUAUUGCUCCGUAACUUACUCUUUCUCGGCCCGACUCCACGAUGUCGUCCCACCAGCACCAGCGUCCCCUUGAAAGAAUAGCCGGCGUGGAAGACGACAAAGGAUACCGCAUCGGGGGCUUCUUUCCCGUGCACCUCGGCGACGUGCUUGGGAAUAGUGAAGGUAGAUACCGCGUCAUCCACAAGCUGGGCAACGGCGUCUCCGCGACCAUCUUCACCGCCGGCCCUCACAUGACCGAGAUGAGUGCUUUAGUCUUCUUCGCGCGCAUGGUCGCGCCCCACCCCAACGUGUUGACGUUUUGCAGCUACUUUACCGUAGAGGGUGUCAAUGGCAACCACAUCUGCUUCGUGUUCCCCUUUCUCGGGCCGACCGUCAAGUCUACUAGACCUUCGGCCGCCCUAUUACGGUGCCGGUUCCCCAUUGACUUUAAGAGAUUCAAUCCCGGCCUGCUCUCGGGCGACAUCUGCAUCGCCGACUUUGGCCAGUCGUUCAAGAUCGAGAACGAUAAUCCCGGCAUGCCCCCGAUGAAGCUCUCUUUCCUCGCGCCCGAGUCGUUCUUCAAGUCGCCGCGGUUGCCGACAAGCGACGUAUGGGGCGUGGGCUGUGUGAUCUUUGAGCUCUACACCGGCCGCGUGCUCUUCCCGGCCCUCAACGAGUCUGUACACCAAGUGAUUGCGGCGAUUGUCGAAACUUUAGGCCCGCUGCCUGCGGAUUGGAAAGGCUACUUGGGUCAUCAGGCCGGCCCCGUCCUCGGGGAUGAUGGAGAGCUGGUCAUCUGGCCCGAGAGGGACUUUUGGUUUGACCCCAACCUCAUGCCGAACCGGCCUCUCGAGGGCCAGAUCGACUACAGCUGUUCGUGGAUUCCAGAACACAAGAGGGGCCUCUUCCUGCAGCUUCUGACCGGCGCACUGUGCUUCAAUCAUACCGCUCGGCUCACGCCCGCAGAGGUUGCGGCGAACCCUUGGUUUUCCCAGACGGACGAGCCGGAAGAGGGCGGGCGGGAAGAUGACGAAGAGAAGGAGGACGAAUAG